Messenger RNA from Gigantopelta aegis, 1934 nucleotides. RefSeq lists its product as uncharacterized. The coding region runs from base 15 to 1412 and encodes 465 amino acids. NCBI's taxonomy places the organism in Eukaryota, Metazoa, Mollusca, Gastropoda, Neomphalida, Peltospiridae. The transcript is spliced from 2 exons. The record is from RefSeq and is a predicted model, not a curated record.
AAUGCCAGGGAGUUAUGGCGUUACGCAUCGACACUAUUUUCAGUCACUCAGUUUUUCAACAGGUCAUGGAUGCUGCCAUCGCCUUCCGAAACGAGUGGGCGUUGUCUGGAUUACUGGGCGUGGCCGCUACUAGCCUGGGUCUCAUUCUGUACUUGAGGCGAGGCCCGUGUUAUAACAACCGAAUGAAAAGAAACGCUAGCACGAGCAGUGUGAGUUCUGUCUCGUCAGAAGAAUCCUACUCCUACGACGACGGCCUGUCUGGCUCCAACUUGUCCGUCUUCGAGUACGACUCGCUCGGCUCCUCGGACACCGACUGUGACGUCAUCCCCUCCAACACCGUCACACACAGACGUCAAAACCUCGAGUCAGACACCUACCUAGCCGUCCCCACUCCUUCUGCAGCUACUGCUGCAGGAAACAGAAUGUCACCACGUCGCAGAAUUCGCUACACCAACGUCGGCGUCCACCGGCCACCGCUAGUGAAUAAAAAAAUGUCAGGUCUGGAGGAAAAGCCGCAAGGAGAUUUUGUCUUUUCAGCGAAUAACAGAAGUUCUGAGAAAAGUCUUCUUCAUCCAUCAAGCAAUGUUCGCAAAAGAGCUGGCGAAAAAGAGGUGCUGCUGACAACAACGUCGUCCAGGAUCAAACAGAUGGAUUCCGACACCGCCAUUAAAAUUCUCAGAGAUUUGGGCACCGACGAGGAACCCAGCAAAGACGCGAUACAACUCUUCCAUAACUGGCUCGCAACGCCGUCAGAUCUUCUGGCGUCAUCUCUCCUCGUAACGUCAUCUCCUCUCGUGAAUGCAUCUCUCGUGACGUCAUCUGCUCUCGUGACGUCAUCUACCUCCGGAAUGCCGUCUGGUGAUAAGGUUAUUGAGUUGUUGAAAGUAGAUAGCGGCGCGGGUUUGAACGUUUUCAUCUCAUGGUAUCGGGAAAUCUGGGGACAGACGUACUGCCCGGGUUACAAACAGCGAGGCAUUGUGCAUAGAUCUUCUCACUUUUUACAACGGCUGUUGUCGUCUGACGAGGAAAACCACCCUGACAAGAUGGACGUUUUUCACAAAUGGCUUGCAGCGCCUUCUGGCGGCGAAAAAGCCGUCGAUGAUGGCUUAAACAUAUUCGUGAACUGGUACCGAGAUGUGAACAGCGCAGAGGGUGCCGACGAUUUCAAGACGCUGUCCGUUCUACAGAAAGGUUCCUACCCAUUCCUUCGAGAGCUGUACCUUGACAGUCAGCAUAAGAAGAAGAAGGCGGUUGUGAGGAAUGUGGAAUCAGUGACCAGCCCACGGAGUGUCGUCACCGUCAACGACGCUCACAGUCACCAGGCAGACAGCCCGGGCUCAGCGACACGUAAAAGACAACGGGUUAACAAGAAACAGAGGGAUGAAAACACGCACCAGAGGAAUUCUAGUUGAUAUAAUGUAACAUCAGUGAAAACAUUCUUCAAAACUGAAGGACUAUUUAGUUGGGUCUGGGUCUAGUGAGUCUGGCGCUGGCAAAAUGGAGCAUAGUAUUCUACCGUCUGCCAGCAAUACCUGUAGUUCGCGCCAAAAACAGACGCAGUGUUUUUCUUUCUUUCUUUGUAUCUCUCUCUCACUCUCUCUCUCUCUCUCUCUCUCUCUCUCUCUCUCUCUCUCUCUCUCUCUCUCUCUCUCUCUCUCUCUCUCUCUCUCUGUGUGUGUGUGUGUGUGUGUGUGUGUGUGUGACACAUUCGAUGAGUGAAUUUUUCUCUUUUUUUUUUCUUCUUCUUUUUUUUCACUAGUACUAUACUCACUAGACCCAGACCCCGAUACAGACCCAAUUCAGGUGUGUUUUGGGCCUUUCUAGAAGAAAAUAUUAAAACGUUACGCUUAUCACUAUUGAAAUGUUCAUAUUUCAGAUUAAGUUAGUUGCAUAAAAUAUAUUAUUUAAAUAAAAAAAAAAAAUUGCUAAAUAUU